Molecule: messenger RNA, 3342 nt
Organism: Mercenaria mercenaria
Lineage: Eukaryota; Metazoa; Mollusca; Bivalvia; Venerida; Veneridae
Product: diacylglycerol kinase epsilon-like
Exons: 10
Coding region: 168-1733 (521 amino acids)
Molecular function (GO): ATP-dependent diacylglycerol kinase activity
Source: RefSeq, a predicted model, not a curated record
UAUGUUUACUAAUUUGUCACGCAUAUUUUUGGAAAUGAACCAGUUUUCUCUAAUAAUUUUCAUCUGAACUUAAAAUAAAUUAAAUAGUAUCUUAGAAUUUGACACAUCGAAAUGAUUCUGGGCUGUUUCAGUACUUAACAUACAGGUGGAAAUCUUUAUGACGAAAGAUGUCUGCUCCUGUGUUGGUCGGAGUGAUGUUUCUUGCCAUAUUUAUACUGAUGCAGUUAUACCGACGGUAUCGGCGCAUGCACUAUGACGUGCUGGUUCCCGACAUUAGUAAAGGUCAUAGAUGGGUUAUGAUGGAUAUGUUCAAUGAAACAACAUAUUGUAACAUAAAUAACAUACAGAUCAAACAUGGCGCAAAAUGUGACACGUGCGGAAUCUGUGUUGAAGAUGAGAACAUGAAAAAAGCUAAUAAAACACUGCCAUGCAAGCCAUCGUCUGUGAAAGGAGAUGGGACGCCACACCAGUGGGUAAAGGGAAACUUACCAGGGUGUAGUAUAUGUUAUGCGUGUGGACUUGAAUGUGCGACUUUACCACGGAUCUGUGAUAGAAGAUGUGUGUGGUGUAAACGAACACUCCAUGAUUACUGUACACAUGAUGAUAUGGACUGUGAUUUUGGUAAAUGUAGACAGAUAAUUGUACCACCACAUUGUGUUGAACUAAAAAGAGUAGGAAUCAAAGGAAGAAGACAUUUAAUAGUCUCAAAAGCGAGACAUCCAAUGUUUGAAAAUUGGCGACCAUUAAUUGUUCUAGGAAAUAGAAAAAGUGGGAAUAAUGAGGGAGAAAUUAUGCUCUGUGCAUUUAGAGAUAUACUUAAUCCAGCACAGGUGAUAGAUUUACAUGACAUGCAGCCAGAGAAUGCCCUGGAAUGGUGUCACCUGUUGCCUGAUGUGGUGUUCCGUGUGCUAGUGUGUGGUGGAGAUGGAACAGUAGGCUGGGUACUCAAUGCAAUAGAGAAUCUCAAACUAAAGACUCCACCAGAAGUUGGUAUACUGCCUCUUGGUACAGGCAAUGAUCUUGCACGUGUCCUUGGUUGGGGUGAAGGUCAUGAUACAGACGCAGAUAUUGAUCAGGUUGUAGACCAGAUCAUUGCAGCUACACCUGUACAGUUAGAUAGAUGGAAGAUAACAAUAAACCACAAGAAACAUUUGGGAAUCUCAAGACCAAGAAGGGAGAUGGUGAUGAACAACUAUUUGUCUAUUGGAGUUGAUGCAUUGGUCACUUUAAACUUUCACAAGUCCCGCCAGUCCUGGCCGUGGUUGUUUGCUAACAGACUUAUAAACAAGUUGUGCUACCUGACAUAUGGUACAAAAGAUGUACUGGAACGGGAAUGCAAGAAUCUUCAUAAGAAAGUGAAGCUGGAGUUAGAUGGUGAAGAGGUGGAGCUUCAUGACAUAGAGGGGCUAGUGGUACUCAACAUAGCAAGUUGGGGUGGGGGCUGUAGGCCUUGGGAUCUUGCCGAGAACAAAGAUGACUUCAGCCCAGCAAGGUAUGAUGAUGGACUGCUGGAGGUAAUGGCACUGUACUCAUCAUUCCAUAUAGCACAGCUACAGGUGGGCAUGGCUUCACCACUGACACUAGGCCAAGCCAAAAAUGUUAAGAUAACCUUAAUUGGUAGCAAUGCUCCAAUGCAGUGUGAUGGUGAACCAUGGGAGCAGCACCCUGCAGAGAUAAACAUUAGAUACCACAGGAAAGCUACUGUGUUAGCAAGGACACCACAAGACUUGUGAAACACCAGACUGUUGUGCUUAACAAGGUGGUCAUAUUGACAGUCUGCACAUUGGCAAGGACUCUACAAGGAUUAGUGAUAAAAUUUGGAAAAGGACAGCUUCUUAUCUGCAAGGGUACCACAAGAUCUAUAAAAUUUCAGAUAUUACAUAGAUAUGUAUCUUGUUAAAAAAACAGCUGAAGACAUACAAAUGUCAGAAAUCAUAGGAUAGAUUUCUUGUCUGCAGUGACUCAACAAAACCUGAGAAACAACAAAUAUCAUAGUCAAGCUACAAUUUUAGCAUGGAUACAGUAAGACUUGUUCAACAUCUUUUAAAAUUAUGUUUUAGAAAAACAUGUUUAGCAAGCAAGUUCAAUUAUCCAUAAAAGACAACUUCAUCAGGAAAUGUACCUUGAGAUAUUAAACUUCAGAUAUUAUUGGUGAGGGUUUGUUGUUAGCAAAGCAUAUCAACAGGUGUUAAAUGUUAGAUGUUUUAGGAAAAUACUUGUCCUAGCAAGAAGACAAAACAGGAUGUGUUGUAUCAUAAAGAUGCUUCCUUGUUAACAAGGACACUACAGAAGACUUGCAAAACCUCAGGUAUAAAAAAGAACAUGUACCAAUAGCAAGGAUUUAAGUAGUACCAUCUGUUAAAAUAUUAUAGUUUAUAAAAUACAUUUGCUAUUAAGCCAUUUUAUCUCCCAUAGACUGUUCAUGGGCUAAAAAUAUUUUAAAGAAAAUUGAAAAAAACUACAUAGAAAUAUUUUUAUACAUAAUCAGGAUAUCUGUACAGUAAAAGGCAGUGCAAGUUUUCAGUGAUAUUAAACUUCUUCAUAGAAUUAUGAAAUUCAAGAUUGCUCAUAGAUUUUUCUACUCAUUUUUCUAUUUGAUUAUUUUUAUGGUCCUUAAUGAUAUACUUUUGUAUUUAUUAAGUUUAAAUUUAUAUUUAUGAAAACAUGUCAUUGAAUAUAAGUAAAUUGUAUCACGGCGGGUGUAUGAAAGGAUUUAUGUUUAGGGUCACUAAUUCAAAUCCUUCUUUAUCUGAUUUAGGAAUCUUUACAGAACCUCACUUUUUCCUAAAAAAAGUAGAGGGUUCCCUUGUGAAAUGCCUGUCAAUGGUGAUCUGUUGCCCUAAAAAUGAGGCAUAUUUACUCCUGUUUGCAUAUAUUAAACCACAUCUUUCAGUUUUGAUCUAUAAAACUUACCAUCAUUGGAAUAUAAACAUGAAAAACUGUUUCAUUUUAUGUGGUAUACAUUCUAGCAGUGAAAAAGUUUGAUUAAUGCAUCCAUUCUACACAUAUAUAUACACUACUAUACACUUUCAAAAUUUUACAAAAUACAUUACAUUCUGAUACUUUUGCUGUAAGGGAAUGUCACGGAAUGUCACGGCCUCGUACCAUUUAACACUGGGCAUGGAUAUGAGCCUGAUAUGUAAGUUCCAGGGUUUACAGCAAUGUGGACAAGUCAAUACACUUGUUAUAGUCCUUUAUUUGAUAUCGUACUUCAAUAAUAUAGACUACAUCAAUAACAGUUAUCUCAGAUUGAUAAUAAUAUAUAAUAAGUAAUAGUACAAAAUUUAACAAAUACAAAUAAACAUACAAUGAAAAAAAAAGAAAAGUUUAAAAAAUUUUGAG